This is a messenger RNA of Acyrthosiphon pisum (pea aphid), 360 nucleotides long. RefSeq names its product protein FAM200B-like. Bases 1 to 360 code for a protein of 119 amino acids. Lineage: Eukaryota; Metazoa; Arthropoda; Insecta; Hemiptera; Aphididae. The transcript is spliced from 2 exons. The record is from RefSeq and is a predicted model, not a curated record.
AUGUCUGAAGAUAUUGAGUUGAUAGUAAUAGAUAGAAUAAAAAACAGAACAAUUUUCGCUAUUCAAGUUGAUGAAAGCAUCGAUGUUACCAAUUUCGCAGUUUUACUUGUUAUUGCAAGUAUUAAUUGGUCCAAUUGUUGUGGAUUAUGUACCGAUGGUGGAAAGUCAAUGUCGGGUAUAUAUUCUGGUCUUCGAGGUCGCGUUAUGAAAAUAGUUCCUAAUAUAAACUGGAGUCAUUGUUGUAUUCAUCGACAGAGUUUAGAAUCUAAAAACCUUCCAGGGGAACUAAAAGUCGUUCUUGAUGAAGCAGUUAAAUUAGUUAAUUUUAUAAAAGCAGUCUACAAAUUCGAGAAUAUUUAA